Molecule: messenger RNA, 7953 nt
Organism: Trichomycterus rosablanca
Lineage: Eukaryota; Metazoa; Chordata; Actinopteri; Siluriformes; Trichomycteridae
Gene: kmt5c
Product: lysine methyltransferase 5C
Exons: 9
Coding region: 253-6420 (2055 amino acids)
Cellular component (GO): nucleus
Molecular function (GO): protein binding; histone H4K20 methyltransferase activity
Source: RefSeq, a predicted model, not a curated record
CAAGAAAUCUGCAAAUAUUGAUCGACUGCGGUCUAAUGUUAGAUUUAUAGCGUGGAUUUAGAGUCAAAUCGUCCGAAAAGAAGGAGUCGGAGCAUGAAGAUUAGGAAGAGAAACAAUUGCUAGUCGGCUAACAUUGCUUAGCAUAGUUUAGCCUAGCUGGUGUUAGCCUGUCGAGCUAAUUUUCCAGUCUGCACGAGCCCACUAGGAAGGAAUUCGAACGAAAGCCCGUCAGCAUGUGGAUGGUGGGCGAACAUGGAAGGAUCAUAUAGAAUGAGUGUGACGGAGCUGUGUGAGACGGAUGAUUUGGCCACCAGUCUGGUGCUGGACCCGUUGCUCGGGUUCAGCACCCAUAAGAUGAACAUAAGUCCCCUGCCAGAGAUUCGGCGCUGGAGCUACCUGCGGGAGACUCUGCUGCGCUUCAAGCGCACUCGGGACUUCCAGGCCACCUUCGACGCACUGCUGGAUGGCGAGUGGACGAGCAACUACUUCAACGGCCUGGGUUCGCACCGGCAGGAGCUGCUGAAACAGCACAUGUACCGAUAUAUCACAGCCUUCCUCUUAGACAGCGGAGUGCAGAUCGAGUCAUGUGACCGCUACUCCUCAGAGACCAACGGAGCCAAAAUCACAGCAACGAGACACUGGUCGGUCGGAGAGCGGGUGGAGGUGCUGCAGGGCUGCAUCGCCGAGCUCAGUCCUGCCGACAGCGCCGUGCUCCGGACGGGGGUGAACGAUUUCAGCGUGAUGUACUCCACGCGGAAGCAGUGUGCUCAGCUCUGGCUUGGACCCGCCGCCUUCAUUAACCACGACUGUCGGCCAAACUGUAAGUUUGUACCUGGGGAUAAGAACGGAGCAUGUGUGAAGGUGGUCCGGCCCAUCUCACCUGGGGAAGAGAUCACAUGUUACUAUGGCGACAGCUUUUUUGGAGAAGACAACGAGAUGUGCGAGUGCUGCACCUGCGAGAGGAGAGGUGAAGGAUUCUUCAGGCACAGGCUGGACACUCUGCAGGACUGGGAAGGAUCGAGUGAUCCGUUAGGUCAGAAGUAUAAAUUCAGAGAGACAGACCUUCGGCUAAACAGAGAGAAAGGGAACAGCACCCCGAGUCCAUUCCUCCUUCUAUCCAACCCAGCUUGCGCUUUGAAGAAUUCCCAGCAGUUGAAGAGACACGCCCCGUCAGUAAGCAGUAGGAUGGCGAAGACCAAGCGAGCCAAAAGGACUGAAAAGAGGCAAAGUAGUUUCCUCCUAUCCUCCCUGUGUCAUUUCAAACUCAAGGACUUGAGCAUCUGCCUGUACAAUCACAGCCUGGACUUUCUGUUAAGCUGCAAGGACCCUGCCAGCAAAGAGCGGGCCUUCCUGCACAGGAUCGAGAGCCAGAGGCCGAAACCGGAGGUCACCGACGACAGCGAUCGGAGUUCGGCGUCUCCCACCGACGAACUGACCAGAGCUGAGGAAGGACCGGACACUUCUAACGACUCGUUAGGGAACAACCCUAGUCAUGAAUUAAACCUAAAACCGUUCAGUUUAAGAUCGGUUUCAAGUGGCUGCGUUGAGGGGAACGGAGACGGGAGCGGACUGGAUGGGGACACGUCGGCAUUAACGGUUGUUCGUCAGAUGGCGAUUUCUUCCAGAGCCAGAAAUUUAAUCCACAGUCAGUUGAGACGUCCCGGAGCUUUUAAUCGCCGUAAACGGCCUCACUUGAGUAAAAAGACAAUAAAAAUGAAGCUGCAGAAAGGGGGCAGACAUGCUCGCCGUAGAGCAGGCGCGGUCGGUAAAGGAUCCAGACGUGUUGCCGUAUCCAAGUUCUGUUUUGGCAAAACUCGUGCUGUUAGGGGUGGAACAGAUAACAGCAAUAACAGCAAGUCAUCACCAUCCAAGAUCCUCACAGAGAAGCAACAGAGCAGCUUUGGCGAUUCUAACAAGGCCUCGAACGAUAGCAAGGAGCGCAUCGCUGUCUCCGACGCUGCUAGCGGCGGGGGUUCCGAUCUCCCCACAGCCUUGGAACUCACCAGGGGGAGCGACAAAAAACACAAACCUUCUGUUGUCUCUCCCUCCAUCGAUGCUACCUCCUCCUCGCCCCUUUCCUGCGCCAAUCCCCCUCCCUGUUUUCCUUCAGCUUUGACACGUUACGUGCAAGUCAGUCUGAUCAGGGUCUCAGUCCCAGGAGAGCAGGCAGAUGGCAGGGCAGAUCAGGAGCAGACCGAAGCCGUACCUCAGCAGAACCUAACGAAGAGCAGACAGAGGUGCAAAGGUGUCACCAGGGCGCAAGAAAAGAAAGGGGUGAGGGAGAUGUACUUCACGCAGAGUGCGGACAGGUACUUAAAAGUGACGUGCAAUUUGGAAAGCAGUACAAAUUCUGACGGACAACUAGCUGGACAGGCGGCGCAGAACGGUAGCAAAAGACUUGAUGGACAGGAAGUUGAGAGAAAGAAUGAGAGUAAAGUUUCUCUUCCUGUCAGCACUGCGGCGUCUGCGGAGUCUCCGACGAAACGAGGGUCAGUAGCCGGUGUAAAGAGUAAAGGUGAAGUAGAAAAAGAGAAAGACGAAGGUUCAGGCGUUAAACAGAUAGAAGUUGCGCAAAAAACUAAUUUAAUGUUGCGGUCUGGAAGCAAAACUGUCCUUAUCAAAGAUGCAAGAGUGCUUUUGUCUGAUAUUUUUAAGAACGGUUACUCGUCCAGUCAAACUCAGGCUGGCAAACGCUACCACACCAUACUCAGAAAUUCCUCAAAGCGGAAUGACAAUUUAAACGAGACUGAAAGUAAAAACAGAUCUGUGUCCCUUACUGCAAAUAAAGGGAAGAAAAACUCGAACAGCAGCGAACGAGUUAAAAAAAACGUUGAUUUCACAAGAACUCAGCUGGACCAGUGCGAUUCACAGAAAAGACCACCGGGAGGUACGUCACUCCCCUCGGAGCCUGUCUCGCCUCUAAAGGGCAGCAUGGAUCACAAUUCUCAGAGCAGCAUACCUCUAAAGAAACGUGCUUUUCGAGAGUCUCUAGACGCUGAUCCAGAUCAGGAUGCGAGCGUAACUACAACCACGACCGACUCGCAGUGCCCCAGCAAGCCUGCGGAGACGAAGACGGACAGUUUACCUGUGUCCGAAAGCAACGCGAGUGUUAAUACUGAAUCGGAGAAGUUGUCUUUACAAUCAAGCUCAACUCUCAAAGCUGACCCCCCGGUAAGAUCCAAACCUUCAGUGGUUAGGAAGAAGCAGCCCAGAAAAGGGAUUCGUCCACGGUUCAUUCAUAACAGAGUACUCAGAGACCGGAGCAGUACAGUUAACCCAUCACCAGCAAAGACACCCGGAUUUAAAGAGAGUAAAAAUCGGAAAUGUAAAAGGACAAAUACAAAGGAAUAUGUUGACGCAGGAAGAAAGACAGGUGAACACAACAGAGACGUACAGUCCGAUGGCACAAAAACAUCACAGGGAGCCGACCAGGUUAAACAAGGAGCGCCAGAAAAUGCCAAAGAUGAUGCCAACCAUUUGUGCACUUCGGAGGACGAGCAGAACCCCAACUUCAGAAUACGACUGAAAAGAAAGAGGGGGAGAGAAUGGGAAAUGGAGGGUGGGCUCAAGGGUGACGGUGCCGCCCCCGAAACCCAAAGUUUAAACGGGAUAGACCCCUUCAGAGCCAUUUUGGAUUCUGUCGCGAUUUUAAACUUAGAAAUGGAGAGGAUCCGGGGUCAUGGAGAAGUCGACAAGAGUAUCGGUUUGGAGCAGGCUACUAAAGCUGUUCAAGACGUCCUGGAGCACUGUCAGAAAGAAAGUACCUUCAAGUCUAAAAAGAAACACAGAAAGAUACCCGGUGCUAACGUCAACAGUGGAAAGAGUCCAAACAGACCGCCGUCUGUUCAGGGUCCGUUGGAGGAUCCCGGGCAGCCGCAACGACAGAAUCAACCCACAAGAAGUCUUAAAGUAGAGGUGGACAGUUUUGACAUGAAACCGCUACCUCUGCUGCGAUUGCGCCGCAAGGAUAAGAGCAGCUGGGAGGUGGACGGCAAAGAAGCUUCGAAACAGGACGGGAUCAAGGAAUCGGGAAGUUUUACGCUCAGGGAGCCGAGACUUCUGUCGUGCAUCUCGUCUGACAGGACGGUUUUGAGAGAGAUGCCUUUCGGCAAAGUAAAGCAAGAGAGUCUCUCUCCCUGCCAACACUGGACUGCUGCUAGCAAGAGUGACCGAGCUAGAGAAUGUGAUAAAGGUACAAUCAGUUCAGAGCCGUCACUUCUCUCUCUUUCACCCUUGUCUCUAAACUCUCCGAAUAAUGAAGUGGUACCAGACGUGGCCUUUAUCGCUGAAUCGAGGGGCAAAGAAAGAAAUGCAGCUAAAAAGAACGAACGGGCCGAGAAUCCAGAGAGUAGCGAGGGAGGUGAGGUUGGCUUGUGUCACAAUUUACUACAAAUCAACAAAAGCCUCUCUAAACUUCAAGCCAUGAGCCAGCAGCAACCUUUAGAAAGAUGCGUUUCUGCUAGCACCGGCGCAACUACCUCCUGUCAAAAGCCCCUGUCGCCUCCCACGUCACCUUUUGACACCUUUUCAAACUAUUCUGAGGACAUUUUGGAUUUCCCCUGCUUGAAUCUCGACGGCUACGAUCAAACACAGUCGCAAAGCGCUCUGCCGAGUACGCUAACGGAUUACUGCCCCGGAGAACCGCACAACACCGGAUCCUUUAGCAGCCCCUUCUCUCAGAGUCCGGCUGACGCAUGGAAUCCGGAGGCUUCCUACCUCGGUUCCCCGAGCCCAGGCAGUAGUUUCGGUACUCCCGAAGACCUUAGUUUUUCAGAUCUUGGACUCACAAGGGAUGAUGCUGCAUCACUAAACAGCGAAUCGUACUUCUCUUCCAAAGAAAAGACUUUCUGUUCCGCAGCAAGUUCAGCGGCUUUUAAAGAUUCCGAAAGGAAUCAACUCUUGCCUGGUGGCGUGUCAAGAAAACGUAACGUGAUUUUCCAGACCCGGGAAGAUUCUCCACUUUGCUUGGCAGAUAAAACGAGCAACCAAAGGGAUUUGAUCGUGUUUAAUACAUCCUUGAAUGCUAAGCAGACACUUCCUGUUGCAUCUUGCCCGCAGGCUCAGGAUAAGGUGAAUUUCUUUGAUGGUCCGAGGAGUCUGUCGGCCCAGUUAGACUUCGCAAGAGUUCAAGCCAAGGACAAACCAAACGGGCCUUUCCACUUUGCAAGCUCGAGCUAUAAAUCACAACCCGCGUUUUUAAACCAGUCAGUGCCAGGCCUGUAUAAUUCUGUACUACAGGGCAACCCUGUCAAACCCUUCCACUCUGUACACACAGGAAGCAAAACCACGCCGUGCUCAGAGUCUCCUCUGAACCUCGGCAGCACCGUUUUUCAGGGCUAUGAAAAGAAGUCGACGAUGUUUCAGAAUCCUAACAGUCUGGUGAAAAUUGAAGGAGGAGGAUAUGCCUGUAAGGGUUCCUCUUUUGGUGAUACUAAACUCUCCAAGUCUCACGGCACCAAGUCUGGACUUAACGAGCCUGUUCCUGGUCCAUCGAGUUCACGCAGCCGAACAGAUCUAUCGUCUGCUUGUCCUUCAAGCGUAUAUAUGAGAGAUGCAAAGACCGUAACCCCCAACAAGGGGAUAGGUCAGGUCCAACCACAGCCUGAUAAGGUUUACCCGGUUUACUACAACUCCAGCAAGCCUACGACAAAUGCUAGUAAAAAUAUGCCAGUCGAUAAGCUCGAAAACAGCAGGGUUGACAAUCCUGACAUUCCUUCGACAUUUUUCCAUAGCACAAGCUCUCAGAAUCACAGCAUACUUCAGAAUAAAAACCUCAGACAGGAUAAACCCCAGGCGGUCGUAGCUCCCAACCAGAGCUCCCAAGCUUCUCUUCCACUCGACAGAAGUCAGCUGUUUCUCUCGCACUGUGAUCCAUUAGACGCCAACUUCGGCUCUCGGCUCUCCCCCGCCGUUUCCCAGCACGGCAGUCCUCAACUACAGAGCUACAGAGACGCCGUCGGUCAGAACGUCCAGGCCAGCAAAGCUCAGCCGUCCAGCUUCGUGUACAAUCAGCCGUCUCACCCAUCGUACGUGGUCAACUUCACCGGCGAUCACUCGCUCACCCUGAACUACAACGACAGCGGCGAGUGCCUGAACUACUCUUCGUCCAUGCCCACAAACUACACUUACCAUUGCCUUAUGGAGCCUUCUGGAACCCAGGGGAGGCUCAUCGUCGAACAGUGCGGUCCCUCGGCCAUUUCGCACUCUCCUUCCAUGGGCAGCUUUGCCGGUCCUAAGAGCUUCUCGGAGACGAGUAAGAACUCCCAGCAGCACGGGCAGGCUGGGUGCCAUCCAGUCAUCGCUCAUCACUUUCCGUCGUCCCAGUCGCAGAGCGGCUCCCUGUCUGAUCGCAAGCCCAAGAGGCUGAGGCUGGUCGUGACUGAUGGUACAGUCGACUUGGACCUGCAGUACACAGAUUAAUGGUUCUUAAAUCCAUAUUUAUUACUGAUGAUGCAAAUAUGUUGUUUUAUAUGUGAAGACAAAGGACUUUUAAAUGAAUUCUUCUUAGCAUUUACGAUGACGGUUUUUGUGUAAAAAAAUAUAUAUGUUGAAAAUUUGACUUCAUUAGCUCCCGUAAUGAACUGUGUAGAAUAUUAAUGUGAAAUGUUGCAGGUCUCACGUUGUAGUUUCAGAUCAGCCACUUGAUGGAGAUACCAUACUUGUGAUAUAACUUCAUACUGGCGAUACUCAUCAGUAAAAGUAACAUGAAGGUCUAGGGUCUACACAAACAUUUCUGGUCUGUUCAUGAAGGACCAAGAAAGGAUUCAGUCUUUGUUUAUUUUCGUUCUGUUUGCCUUCCUAGCUUUGGCUAUUUUAAUUAGUCCACGUGGUCAACGGUGCAGGAAAAGCUCAUUUAAUGCUCGUUUCUCAGACUCCGAUUAAGCCCAGUCUUGGAUUAGCCUGCUCGCUCAUAUCGUGUCGAUAUAUUUUACUUUUAACUUGGAUAUCUUAUAUUUCAUCAGUGGCAUGAUCCUAAAUCUGUAAACUGGAUAAACCAGCUCAUGAAGAUCUAAGCACAGGGGUUAAUUUUGUGUGUUCAAAGUCGUUCGUCUCCAACAUGGGCGCUCGGGUGGCAUGGCGGUAAAACAAUCCCACUGCUAAUAGAGUGCUAUCACCCGAUUGGGCGUCCACAGGUGUGUCUGAGGAGGGGUUAGUGGGGUGGGUGAACAACCUAGCCAUUAGAAGGUGAGUUAAGACUGUUCGAGGUGAGGAAUGCAUACCAGUGAUCCACUGUGCCACAUAAGGCACACACGGGACGUCGCAUAAUUCGGUCCUUGUUGUAGUGAAGUAAAGGACAGUAUUUCUGCUCAACACGUGCUUGAAUUUACGUUUUUACUGCCAAAAGUCAUGUUUCAUGGAGCUCAUAUGAGCCUACGUGUGUUCAGACACUAAUCUGAGGGAUUUUGAACCCCACUGGGACUGAAAAGUGCCGUAAAACAUGACGGCUCAAAGCCUGGCACUACCUUUCUACCCAACUUUGCAUGCUGUUUGUAAUAUUUAAGCUCCUAUAUGUUAGAGUCUGGAAGGUUUGUGAAGUUACCCUUAUUUUUUUCUCUUUCACCCAUUUUUACACAUUUCAUAUUUGUCACAUCAGUGUACAUGAAAACAAAUGUUUGUGUAGUCGUGUUUGUUUCCUCAGUGUACAAAGAAGGCCAACAUAAUAUUUAUAUUUAUUUCAAUAUGCUCCACAUGGUGCUUUAAUAUAACAACGUUUUGAUUGUACUGUACACAAAAUGUAUUUUCUUUUUUUUCUAGGACGACGUUCUCCUUUUCACUCUGUCUGUCUUGUGGAAUAUCUUGUUUUUAGAGAGUUUGUAAGUCUUAAUAACUAUUCCACUGUAAAAAGACAUGAAAUUAUAUAAAUAAACGGUUUGCCACAUAAUCUUUUAAAACGCUGAUGAGACACCCUUAUUCUGAUUUAUAUUAAAGCGCAACAGCUGAAUAAAACGUCAC